AUGUCCAAAAUUAUCAGACAAAAGAACUUUCUAAAUGUUAUUUCAUACACAACAAAGAAGCCACAGGUACUUAUCGAUGCUAGUAAGUACCAAGGUAUCAGAUUAACCUUUCAAGUAGAGAACCAUAGCGGCCACAUGGGUCCUCGUAUGUUAUGGAGAAAAUAUUUACCAACUUUGCAAUUCUAUAACCCAAACCUCAAGAUUGAUAUUAUAAGGGUUUAUAAUAAGAAUAAAGCCAAAAACGUUCCUUGUAUAUUAGAAGUUCUCGAUAAGACUGGAAACACAGUAGAGACAAUCGAUAUGAAGAACAGAAUGUACGACACUAUUAUGGAUGAAUUCUUAAAUAAAGUAGAACAUAAGGUAAUUCCAGAAGAAGAAUUAAUCCAUGUUUAA
This is a messenger RNA of Maudiozyma barnettii, 393 nucleotides long. RefSeq names its product mitochondrial 54S ribosomal protein mL61 (gene MRP49). The record is from RefSeq and is a predicted model, not a curated record. Gene Ontology annotation, molecular function: structural constituent of ribosome. Lineage: Eukaryota; Fungi; Ascomycota; Saccharomycetes; Saccharomycetales; Saccharomycetaceae. The coding region runs from base 1 to 393 and encodes 130 amino acids. Gene Ontology annotation, cellular component: mitochondrion. The transcript has a single exon.